UCGAUAACUUCAUCAGCCCCACCAUGGGUUAUAUAUAGGGAGCGAAGGGGGCCCCUGAUGGCCUCUGUCUAAUCUCAAUCAGAUUCAAACUGUACAAUCUUUUCAGUCCUUUCCAUUCCUUUCAUUACUUUGACAUUUUGAGGUUGAUCCUCCUACUGUCCUUUCCAAGUCCACUUCAAACCUACCUUUCGUUUGAAACAAUUUCAACACUCUCUAAACCACACCAUCCACAAUGAUGUUCUCCAACGCCAUCCUUUCCGCAAUCCUUGCCACCAGUGCCCUAGCACUCCCCCAAGUCUACCCAAGGGGCACCCCUACCUCCAGCGCCGCGACAAGCUCCAGUGCCUCCCCUAGCUCCAGCGCCAGCGCCAGCGCUGGCGGCGGCGGCGGCGUGCAAAUCGUGAACAACCUCGACAGCACCGUCUACGUCUGGUCUACGUCCGACGGAGGAAGCGAUCAGCAAACCGUGUCUGCCGGGGGCACAUACUCGGAGAAAUGGCAGAAACAAACCGGCGACGGCGGCAUCUCCAUCAAGAUGUCGACCUCCGAGGACAAGUCCAGCGUCCUCCAAUUCGAAUACAAAGUCGAUGGCGAGAAGCUGUACUGGGAUCUGUCGUCCAUCGACCUGGACAAGAACUCCGAGUUCAUCAAGUCCGGGUUCUCGGCUACCCCGGAUGACUCCAGCUGCAAGUCGGCUUCCUGCUCCGCUGGCGAUGCCAACUGUGCCGAGUCGUACCAGCACCCUGACGAUGUCAAUACCAACAGCUGCACAACCGGUGCGGGCAUUUCUGUCACUUUGGGUUAAAAUCAUUCCGUGACACGACGUCUGAUUUGGCUAUUGGACUGAAUUACUGAGGUCAUGUUAUGUUACUUUUUUACGAAGACAGGAGGAAUGAAUGUUAGACGGCAAGGCUGGCCUUGGUAAAUACCAUUUUGUUCUUAUAGAUUUUUCUUAUAGAUAUAGAGUAUAGAUUCAAAAUUUGAGUUUUGCUUUUCGAAAGAUUUAAGGUUUUGGUUUCGAACUCAACGGCCUGUAUUGCGACAAAUCUCUCCAGGUAUUUUCGGAGUUAUGCUAGUAGCCAUCAUUAUUUUCUAAGAAUUCACUUUGUAACUAAAGGAAAC
Messenger RNA from Aspergillus alliaceus, 1122 nucleotides. RefSeq lists its product as uncharacterized. The coding region runs from base 233 to 805 and encodes 190 amino acids. The transcript has a single exon. NCBI's taxonomy places the organism in Eukaryota, Fungi, Ascomycota, Eurotiomycetes, Eurotiales, Aspergillaceae. The record is from RefSeq and is a predicted model, not a curated record.